GAUCUUUGCAUUCAAGAGUCUAGGUCAAAAUUUAUGUAGAAAUUUAUCCAAAUUUGUAUUUACCCCAAAGUAGUGUGAUUUGAGCGGCAUGUUUUUUAAGCGGUGUUGCUUUUUCUUGCCUCUGAAUGUGGGAUGCAUGAUCAUCGCCGGGAUAUUCAUUACUUUUCACGUCGGGGAGCUCAUAACGCAUACAAAUGACACGGUUUUUAUCAAGGAGGUAUCCCAUAAGUCCUGGAGUCCUGUGGUUAUGUCUCCGAUCUUGAUUUUUGGGACCCUGAGCUCCAUAUUGCUAAUCUAUGCGGCCUCCAACCGCAAACGAGGCUUUGUCCUAACCUGGUUAGUCGUGUAUGUAAUUAUUCUCUGCUUGUAUGUCAUUCUGACCGUUGUCAACUUAGCUACGUCUAAACCUCCUCCGAUUUUAUUGAGCGUACAAGUGGUCAUUAUAGUUGGCGUAAUAUACUCCCUGAUGAUUGUGCAUGCCUACUACAAUUACCUAAACAGUGCGGACUCUGACGAUGCGAUUUGACCAGCUGACGACUGAAUAAAAAGGGAAAAAAUCAAA
Drosophila ficusphila is the source of this 562-nucleotide messenger RNA. RefSeq lists its product as uncharacterized. Lineage: Eukaryota; Metazoa; Arthropoda; Insecta; Diptera; Drosophilidae. The record is from RefSeq and is a predicted model, not a curated record. The transcript is spliced from 3 exons. The coding region runs from base 89 to 526 and encodes 145 amino acids.